UCCCCCUCCUCCUCCUGCUCCUCCUCUCACAGGUGUUGUGGGUGAAAGCUUUCAGCAUAGUACAGACGAGAUCAGUGGACUGAAACUUCCCCUUGUGAGAGAUAAGCCAGUGACGGCCCAAGAAAAUGACUGCCGCAGAAUGUGGGACUCUGCCAGUUUUGAUUGCACCAUCUUCUGGAGAACAGGAACUAUGGCCACACCUGGGCUCCAGUGUGUCCCUGAAUUGUACACUGCGAUUCCUUGACUCAUGUAAUGCCAACCUAACCUGGCUGAAGAAUGGAAACCCAGCCCCAGAGGUGUACAGAGAACAGAGCUUCUGGAAUACCCUCAACAGCUCUGAAAGGUUCCUUUCCAGCAUCUUGAAUGUUAAUCUCACCACAGAAGAGGAUUAUGGGAACUUUACUUGCCAAUUGCAGACCGUUUAUGCCUCAUUUACUCUUCACAAAUCUGAUAAAGCCGGACACAUAGCGGCUGUCCUCUUCGCACUCUGCGUCCUUGCCAUUCUUGUUGUUGGUACCAUUCUAUAUAUCAAGUGUCGCCUGAAUGUACGUCUCUGGUACAGAGAUAAAUAUGCAGAUUUGGAAAUUAAUGAUGGACGUCUGUUCGAUGCUUAUGUCUCGUUCUGUCCUUCCAACAUUGACACGAAGUUCACAAACUUUAUCCUAAAACCCCAUUUGGAGAACAGAUAUGGGUACAAACUGCACUUGGAUGAGAGAAAUCUCCUGCCUAAUACAGAACCUUCUGCUGAGUUGCUUAUGAAUGUCAGCCGCUGCCGUCGAUUGAUAGUGAUUUUGUCACUAGCGUAUCUAGAGCAAGAAUGGUGUCAAAACAGCUUCAGGAAUGGUUUGUUACGGCUGCUGGAGCUUUCCCGCAGGCCGAUCUUUAUUCUGUUUGAGAACCAGUACAAGGAGCUGCCGGCAGAAGUCACCCAACUGCUGAAUUCCCGGAGAGGAUUACUAAAAAUGCUGCUUUGGAAGGCUGACUCUGUGUCUCCUGCAAGUGAUUUCUGGAAGGAGUUGCGCCUUGUUCUGCCUCGGAAAAUGGCUCUAUCAGAAGGGAGAGGGGACCCUCAACUACAGAAUCAAGAUGACAGGGAUCCCAUGUUGACUGUAAACAGUGAGACUGCAGAUCCUGACCCUGAUGGAGACCUAGGGGUCCGAAGGACUUUUUAUAAAGCUCCACCACCUCGGAUGGCUCCAGUGAGGCAAGUGGGAAACCAGGAGAACGCUGCAGAUGUAGACAUCUCCGACUUAGGAUCUCGGAACUACUCAGCCCGAGCAGAUUAUUACUGUCUGGUGACGGAUCCUGACGUUUAGAGGAAUGAGGGAAGAGACUGUAUAACAUGUAAAAAAAAAAAACAGCAAGAC
Messenger RNA from Rana temporaria (common frog), 1367 nucleotides. RefSeq names its product single Ig and TIR domain containing (gene SIGIRR). The transcript is spliced from 10 exons. The record is from RefSeq and is a predicted model, not a curated record. Gene Ontology annotation, biological process: signal transduction. NCBI's taxonomy places the organism in Eukaryota, Metazoa, Chordata, Amphibia, Anura, Ranidae. Bases 126 to 1316 code for a protein of 396 amino acids.